AUGGUCUGCAUUGCCGCUAUUAUACUGAUCGCAGAAAGAAAUACUGCCCAACAUAAUCGCAUGGUAUUCGCGGUCAAGGAUUACUCGUAUCCCAACUAUGGCGUCUUUGAAGUUCCUCCAGAUGGCCAAUUUCCAGUUCCUCACGAUAAAAGUAUAAUCAUGACUAAAACUAAAGUUGAAAGAGCCGGCACAUUUGUCCAGCUUUAUUGCUCACAUAGAUAUAAAGAUUACGACAUGAUAGGAAAAAUCAGUGACAAGUUGGUCGACAUCACAGAAGAUGCCGUCCGUAAGUUUGAGACGCCAAUAGAGACAAGUUAUCGCUGCCAUGCAGAAAUCUUAAAAUAUCAAGAGAAUCCAAGAGGUAAUCGGAAGCUUUGGUUAAGUCGCCCACAUCAACGCUGGUCAAAGCAUAAGUAUAACUAUUGUACUCCAAAAGUGCUAGCCAACAUGUCAUUCCAGGGUCAGCUUGUAAUAGAAGGAAACUUGAAAAAUUUUGUUCCGACUGGAGGAACUUCAAGCCUAGGAAUCAUGUUUGACGAGAAAAUUACUUUAGCGCAAAUAAUCUACCAGGAGCAAGUCUUUAAGGGUGUGGAUGAUGGUAAGCAAAUCAGAGCACUGGCUUGGUACCAGGGUCAUUUGCACAUAUUUCAAAGGACCUCACGUGGCGACUGGAUGCCCUAUACCAGACUAGGGGUUGAAAGGUUAAAUGGGGACUUGAUUUACAAACACUUGUAUCAAAGUAGUCAAAUUUUUUCCGAGACCGAGGUACUUUUGGCCGGAUAUCUCAAGAGAGCUCGGGGAGAAUAUUUCAUUCGAAAUCCCAUGGCGGACGAGUGGGAAUUCAAUGAGUAUUUGGACAGUCGUAAAAAAUUUCUUGAAGAGAAUCUUAAAGACAAAAAUAUAGGCACUCUUAGAUCAUCAUACGAUGGCGCAUAUAUCAGCGGGAAACCCCUAAAAAGAGGUGCAAGUAAAGAACAUAGGAUACAUAUUGUUCCGAGAAUCGAACUUUAUGCACCUCGGCUCAAUACUGUGCCGAGAAUAUAG
Molecule: messenger RNA, 1044 nt
Organism: Blumeria graminis f. sp. triticale
Lineage: Eukaryota; Fungi; Ascomycota; Leotiomycetes; Helotiales; Erysiphaceae
Source: the annotation of a GenBank genome assembly